AUGCAAGGGCAAUCAGUGCACCAAUAUGGCACCACUAUGCAAGGGCAUGCAGGGCAACAACUUGGGCCGAACAUGUAUGCAAGCCCUCCCACGCAUCCAAAACUGAAUGCAGCCACGCCGCAAAAUCUCGCACCGCCUCACUCGCAGCCUCAGCCCAACGCACCUGCCAACCAGUACAGGCCAAACCCUGGGCCCGCGCAGUCAAAUGCCAGCGCGCCGGACGUGUUCACCGGCCCCCAGAUCCCCGUUCCUUACGUGCAGACAGCGCCCGCUUCCAUGCCACAGCCACAACAACGACGGCCACCUCAGAUGCAAGCCCAAGCCCCAGCUCAGCAACAACACGGGGGACACCAGUACGGGAACCAGACGCGACCGGGCGGGGGGAUGGCUGCGUAUCAGACAGCCCCCUUCCCCACACCCUUGCCAGGGACAGCGCCUGCUCAGCAGCAGAGGCCGUCCUACCCCGCACAUGUUCAAAAUAUAGGACCAGCACCGCCUGCACCGCCGCAGAUGCCGCAGAUGCCGCAGAUGCCGCAGAUGCCGCCUUUCCCACCACCUGGACAAGGGAUAGCGCCUGCACAACAGCAGAUGCAGCCAGUUGCACAGCAAACGCAGUAUUCCAGUGGGGGGUAUGGCAGUGCAACUGGCUCGUUUGCGCCGCAGCAGACGACUCCUGUGGCACAACAGAUGCCAUAUCCGAACGUUGCGUAUGGCCAAACAAGUGGUAUGCCGACAAGGCUGCAGCAGAUGAUGUAUCCAAAUGGUGCCUAUGGCAAUGUGAAUGGGGCAGGUGCAACGGGUUAUACGGCACCGCAGAUGCAAGUCCCAAACGGCCAAUAUGGCACAGGAAACGCUAUGGGUGCUUCUGGGUAUCCGCAGCAGCAGACGCAGUACAGGCAGGCAGGCUACAGCAAAGCGACGGCAGGGCACGGGGCACAGGCGGUUUCGUCAGUGCUCACGCAAGUGGGGAAAGCGGGGGUGGGGCAACUACUUGGGCCAAUGGGAAAAAUGCUUGUACCCAACAAGGACUCGAAGAGUCUGCUUAAAGCGGGUGCCAAGCUGCUGAAUGGCAAGAAGAAGAGUGGGAAUUCGAUCGAGGUUAAUUACGGGGAUUCGAACGUAUAUGUGGGUGACGGCGACGGUGGUGGUGAGUUUGACGCUGGUGGUGAUGAGUUUGACGUUGGUGGUGGUGGUGAGUUUGACGUUGGUGGUGGUGGUGACUUCGACUUUGGAGGCUGUGACGGUUUUGACGUUAGCUUUGAAUGAUGUGAGACUAAGAGGAAGUAAGAUUUGGAGUAGUUUACAGUGAGUUGUGAGCAGGGAGUGGGGGUGGAUGGAUUUUUGAGCUGCUCGAUGGCUUUGUAGGGUCAAGGAAAGAGAAGAAAGAGAAGAUCUUGAUAAGAUGUUGAUAUAUCGACCAUUAAGGUUCGACCAUUAAGGUAAUCUGUACAGUAGAGUAGAUUCAAAGGUUGACUUUGCGCGUUGAGCGUAGCGCUACCAUGGAAUAUACAUAAAACGAACGAGAAAUGGUUACGGUCUUG
Chondrus crispus (carragheen) is the source of this 1541-nucleotide messenger RNA. RefSeq lists its product as hypothetical. NCBI's taxonomy places the organism in Eukaryota, Rhodophyta, Florideophyceae, Gigartinales, Gigartinaceae. The record is from RefSeq and is a predicted model, not a curated record. The transcript has 2 exons. Bases 1 to 1266 code for a protein of 421 amino acids.